AUGGGUUUGAUUCUCAUGGUUAUGCAUGAUCGGAGGUGGAGGUCAUGUCAACCGGCUUCUGCCUCCUGGAUGAUCCAUGCUGGCGCCAUUUUCGCGGCUAGCACCAUCUACAAAGACCAAGUCAAGGCUGCCCCACGGGCGCGGGGAAAUGCGACCAUCAACUCUUUUCAAAAGUCCGAUCGGCAUCUCACACCGGGAGCUCACGUCGUCAUGGCGGGGCUCGACAUCCAAAAGGCCUCGAAUAACCAUCUCAAAGCUGUCAUGGCGCCUCCAACGUUGACAGCGCCCCAGUUCGAACAUCACCACAACGGCCUUGGUGUGGACAGCGCUACACCCCGCAUCUCGUGGCGCUUUGAGACUUCCUCUUCCACAACGCCUGGCUGGAUUCAAGCCGGCUACGAUAUCGAGGUGACCUUUGCCUCUGCGCCUGAAACCCCCAAUGUCUUCUCCAUCCGAAGCGACCAGUCCGUCCUAGUGCCCUGGCCGGCCAGACCCCUAGCAUCUCGUGAGCAGGCAACCGUCAGGGUACGUGUCACGGGCAAGAGCAUCAACGGCGAUGUCCCUCCCGACAACGAGCCAGGUGCCUGGUCUGCUGCUUCGACCGUUGAGGCUGCACUCCUGGAAGUUGAUGACUUCACGGCAAACUUCGUCACAUCUGCCGAGCGAAUCGGACCCCAAGGGCCCCUGCAACCGAUCCGACUGAGGAAGACAUUCGCCCUCCCCGAGAACAUCACCUCGGGCGAGUCAAUCCAGGCUCGCCUUUACAUCACCGCUCUCGGCGUCUUCAACGUCUGGGUCAAUGGAAAGCCAGCCAGCGACGAGUGUCUCGCCCCCGGCUGGACCAGCUACCAUCACCGUCUAGCAUACCGCAUCCUCGACGUCUCAUCCCUCCUGCACCGCGACCAGGCCAACAUAAUCGUUGCCGAAGUGGCCGAGGGCUGGUAUGCCGGCCGCCUUGGCUUCGGGGGCGGCGAGCGUUUCCGCUAUGGCGAAGAGCUGGCCCUCGCCGCGCAGCUCGAGGUGCGCAGUGGGCUGGCCGGCACCUCCGAGUCCUGGACGCUCGUGACGGACAACUCCUGGACGGCGGCUGCCAGCGCCAUCACCUCUAGCGAAAUCUACGAUGGUGAGGUGUACGACCUCCAAAACGAGGCGAACGGCUGGAAUGAGGCGGGUGCGACUUGGCCCGGCGAGUCUGGCACAAAGACUAUCGCGAGACCUUCAACCCGGCUCGUAGCCCCUGAUGCAGGUCCCGUCAGGGUCACAGAGCAGAUCGCCUGCCAGUCGGUCUUCAAGUCAAAAAGUGGCAAGACCAUUCUCGAUUUCGGCCAGAACCUCGUUGGCAAGCUGCGCAUUCCCAAGUUGAAGAUCGGACAUGGCCAGACACUGACUCUCCGUCACGCCGAGGUGAUGGAGGACGGUGAGCUUGGCGUCCGGCCGCUUCGAAUCGCAAAGGCCACGGAUAUCGUCCGUGGUGCUACAGGGAAGACACUGCAAAACUGGUCGCCCAGCUACACCUUCCAUGGGUUUCGAUAUGUCCAGGUCGAGGGCUGGCCUGAGGGCGACCCAUCUGCCCAAGACAUCCACGCCCUGGUUAUACAUACGGAUAUGAAGAGGCGAGGCUUCUUCGAGUGCUCAAACUCCGCAGUCAACCAGUUACACAGCAAUGUGGUCUGGUCCAUGCGCGGCAACUUUGUGUCUAUACCAACCGACUGUCCUCAGCGUGACGAGAGGCUCGGCUGGACAGGGGAUCUGCAAGCAUUCGCGCCGACGGCGACAUUCCUCUACGAUACACUCGGCAUGUUGGGGAGCUGGCUCGAGGACGUCUCCGCCGAACAACUCACGCCAGAAGCAAACGGAAUCGUGCCCCUUGUCGUGCCGGAAGCCAUGCCUUCCAACUGGCCACGGGAGGCCAACUCUCAAGCCAUCUGGGGAGACGUUGCAGUUCUUGCUCCUCAAGCUCUCUACCAGCACAGCGCUGACAAAAAUCUCCUCGACCGCCAGUUUGACAGCAUGAAGGCCUGGCUCGACCGGGGCGUAGAGCGGGCUCCCGACGGCCUUUGGAACCCGGACAAGUUCCAGCUCGCCGACUGGUUAGAUCCCAACGCGCCACCGGAUGACCCCGCCAAGGCGUCAACGGACAGUGUUCUCGUCGCGAACGCCUUCCUCGUCCACGUCACCGACACCUUUGCUUCCCUCUGCUCAGCACUUGCCAAGGACGCCCUCGCUUCCGAGUAUACCGAGGCGGCGGCCAAGCUACGGCAUCAGUUCCAGCGACGCUACAUCACACCAGACGGCAACUUGGUCUCGCUCUCGCAGACGGGCGUCGCCCUGGCCGUCCAGUUCGGCCUCUAUCCCGCCGAGGAUGGCCCUCGCGCCCAGGCUGCCCUGACGCUUGACCAGCUCGUACGCAAGGCUCGGUUCCAUAUCAGCACGGGAUUUGCAGGCACGCCCGUCAUCGCCCACGCUCUCACCUCGAUCGGCCGGCCGCAGCUUGCCUACCGCAUGCUCCUCGAAACGGGCUGUCCGUCAUGGAUGUACCCCGUCACCCAAGGCGCCACCACCAUCUGGGAACGCUGGGACAGCAUGCUGCCCGACGGCCGCAUCAACCCGGGCGAGAUGACGAGCUUCAACCACUACGCUCUCGGCGCCGUCGCUGACUGGCUGCACGGGUCUGUGGCUGGCAUCUCGCCCCUGACGCCGGGCUGGAAGACGGUCCGCGUGAGGCCUGUGCCGGGCGGCAACUUGACGAGGGCGUCGGCAUCAUUCGAUGGCCCCUAUGGACUCGUCAGCAUCGCCUGGACGCUGAAGCGGGGUGAGGCGUUCCGCAUGGAGCUGACCGUGCCUCCCAGCUGCUCGGCUGUUGUGACGCUUCCUUCCGAGCUGCGGGGUGAUUAUAGCGUGGGUGAGGAAGCAAGUAGGGUGGUCAACUCGGGCGUGCAUGUGUUUGAGUGUAUUUGCAAUCUCGGCGCGUGGCCACCCAAGCCACUGGUCCAUCCCUUCAUGAUGCCACCAGAGGAGAGUCCCAUCGCUGGCGAGUAA
Molecule: messenger RNA, 3039 nt
Organism: Verticillium dahliae VdLs.17
Lineage: Eukaryota; Fungi; Ascomycota; Sordariomycetes; Glomerellales; Plectosphaerellaceae
Product: alfa-L-rhamnosidase
Exons: 4
Coding region: 1-3039 (1012 amino acids)
Biological process (GO): carbohydrate metabolic process
Source: RefSeq, a predicted model, not a curated record